Molecule: messenger RNA, 333 nt
Organism: Trichoderma citrinoviride
Lineage: Eukaryota; Fungi; Ascomycota; Sordariomycetes; Hypocreales; Hypocreaceae
Product: yippee-like protein
Exons: 2
Coding region: 1-333 (110 amino acids)
Cellular component (GO): ubiquitin ligase complex
Source: RefSeq, a predicted model, not a curated record
AUGGGCCUGGCGUACAACACAUAUCUCACCAGCAACAAGAUCUACGGGUGCAAGACGUGCAAGGCGCAUCUUGCCAACCACGAGGACAUUAUCUCCAGGAACUUCCGCGGCCAGCACGGCAAGGCCUACCUCUUCCACCGCGUCGUCAACAUCGACACCGGCGACCCCAAUGAGCGCAACAUGACCACCGGCCGCCACAUCGUCCGCGACAUCACGUGCCACCAGUGCAAGGAGACGGUCGGCUGGAAGUACGACAAGGCCUUUGAGGCGUCGGAGAAGUACAAGGAGGGCAAGUUUAUCCUCGAGGCCGAGCUGCUGUGCAACGUCGCUUGA